Fraxinus pennsylvanica is the source of this 597-nucleotide messenger RNA. The record is from the annotation of a GenBank genome assembly. Lineage: Eukaryota; Viridiplantae; Streptophyta; Magnoliopsida; Lamiales; Oleaceae.
AUGUCUACUGCUAGUUUUCUCGUUCUUCUCUCUAUUUUUCAUCUAAUUAUCCUGAACUUUGUUAAUUCGAAAUGCCAAGAGAGCUUCCAGUGUGGAAGUCUUGGGGUUUUGGAGUUUCCUAUAAAUAAUUAUUCGCAACCUGAAUGUGGGUUCUUAGGGGUUGAUUGCAAUGCUAGUAGUCCAAAACUUUACCUGGCAAAUGAAGAAUUAUCCCAAUCAUAUAUCAUUCUGUCCAAGAUCUCUACCAAUGUGUUCUUGAUUCGAAACCCUACUCUUCUAGGAUGCACCAAAAAUAACAGUGAGAAACUGAAGCGUUAUUUCCAGGGUUUUAAAAACUACUCAGGUUGUGAAUCCUUUGAUGUAUAUUAUACUGAUAGGAAUCUGCUUUCAACCCCAGAUGGCUGUUCAGCUGUCCCAGUGCCAACGUAUUCGCGAUAUGAUGUCAAUUCGAUGAAUUUCUGGGAUCUGUUUACCGAUGAAUAUGAACUGGAAUGGCAUCUGUCUGAGGAUUGCAAUUGCUGUCACAAUAGAGGAGGCGACUGUACAACUAACAUCAGGAAUCAAUUUAAAUGUCAAAGAGGUAUAACCAGUACAUAA